GCCGGCGGCCGGGGGUUACCUGCGCGGCGCGGCCGCGGAGCAGAGCAGGGUGGUAGGGGUGCAGCGCCCUGUUUGUCUUCUUUCUGCUUCUGUUCUCUCUGGUCGCCGCGGCCCGCGUGGCGGCGGCGGCGGCUGGGCCAUGGUGCGGCGCGCCCGGCUGGCGCUGGUGGCGGCGGCGCUGGUGGCGCUGGGGGCGCCUGUGGGUCAGGGCGCCCGGGCCCUGGAGUGGUACACGGCGUGGGUGAGCACGGCCUACGUGGAGCCGCUCAGCAACCGCACGGUGCGGGGCAACACGGAGAGUGGCCGUUACGGGGACAGCUCGCCCAAGGAGAGCGCUCAGGGCCUAGUGGGCAUCCCUCGGGGCGCCUCACCGCGGCACAUGGAGGGUUGCGCCACCGACACCGAUUAUGAUGUGCCGCUGCCGCCCGGCGGCCGCGGACCCCCUGAGGGCGAUCCCCCGCCCUGGAUCGCCCUGGUAGCCCGUGGCGGCUGCACCUUCAAGGACAAGGUCACCAACGCGGCGCGGAAGCGGGCGGCAGCUGUGGUUAUCUACAAUGAGGCUCGCUUCGGUAACAGCACCGUGUCCAUGUCCCAUCUAGGAACAGGAAAUACAGUGGUGAUAAUGGUUGGCUAUCCAAAAGGAAUAGAGAUACUAGAGCCAGUACGAAGAGGGAUUCCAGUGAAAAUGACCAUUAUUGUUGGCACACGACAUGUGCAGGAAUACAUUAGUGGCCAGUCAGUUGUGUUUGUAGCCAUUGCCUUCAUCACUAUGAUGAUUAUAUCACUUGCUUGGCUCAUAUUUUACUAUAUACAGCGUUUCCUCUAUACAGGAUCACAGUUUGGAAGCCAGGGCCAUAGGAAAGAGACCAAGAAAGCAAUCAGCCAGCUUCAGCUGCAUACUGUGAAACGUGGAGAAAAGGGAUUAGAUGUUGAUGUGGAAAACUGUGCUGUGUGCAUUGAGAACUAUAAACUGAAAGACACUGUCCGAAUUCUGCCGUGCAAGCAUAUCUUCCACAGAACAUGCAUUGACCCUUGGCUUUUGGACCACCGAACUUGUCCAAUGUGCAAACUAGAUGUUAUCAAAGCUUUGGGAUACUGGGGGGACCCUGAGGAUGUGCUUGAAGUUCCAAUGCCGGAGUCAAUAAGUGGCAGCGUUUCAGUCGGAAGUCUGAGUAUUGCUUUACAAGAUGAUGACAGAAAUGAAGUUAGUGAGUUGUCAGCUUCCUCCACUAAUGAAUCUGUGUUGCAGUGCACCAGUUUGAAAGAGGAUGCAGGUGAAACCACAGCGUUGCUUGAUGUGGAUGUCAGUAAUAACCGGCAUGGAGAACAUCUAUCUAAUGGAAGUUCCCACUGAAAUGCUUCAUGGAAGAUCCCUUGAAUAGACUGUUGAAGAACUAUUAUUUUUUAUUUAACUAGUAUGGACUUUUGUCUAGUUAAUGGAAGAAAUAACAAUGUAAAUUAUUUUACCUUUCAAACUUUUCUAGCUGGUGUUCCAAAAGGGCUAAUAACUAAGAAUUUUGUACACAAGAGGAUUUUAUAAAAUCUCCUCUGCCUGUCUCAUCCUAAAAAAAAAAAGAGAUGCAAUAACCCUUUUUCUGUAAGCAUUGUUACAAUGUCAUUGUGUUCCAGAGGGCUGCAACGAAGAUGAAGAGUAGGCAGUGAAAACAACGUAGAAUGUCUAACAGAUAAAUACUUUGGAUGCACUAUUUACAUUCACUAUGUACACAUGGAGAACACUUACAAGACUACAGCUAUUAAAAUGUUCUGAAAGUUUUGAUCUCUUGGAA
Molecule: messenger RNA, 1787 nt
Organism: Pogoniulus pusillus (Red-fronted tinkerbird)
Lineage: Eukaryota; Metazoa; Chordata; Aves; Piciformes; Lybiidae
Gene: RNF149
Product: ring finger protein 149
Exons: 7
Coding region: 140-1354 (404 amino acids)
Source: RefSeq, a predicted model, not a curated record